AUGUCGUUCCCAAAGUACAAACCAUCAUGCCUGGCCACUCUACCCACUACCCUCAACCCAGCCAACUACGACAUAUCUCCAGAGACCCGGCGGGCUCAAGCUGAGCACCUGGCUAUAAGGUCCUGGCUUAAACAGGUGUAUCUGCUUCAGUUCAACAACCCCAAAUGCCGAACACUCAUCAAAGAUCCUGCCUUGGCUCAUUGGACCUAUGCCCCAAUAUCUAUCCCUAAUUUCAGGCCCACUCCCAAGACUUCAAGUAACUCUGGUAGCAUAGUGAUGUGUUUGGUUGGCAUUGGGCCCCUUUUCUUCUGGUAUUAUGUUUUCAAAACCAACAGGGAUAAGAAAGAAAAACUGAUCCAGGAAGGAAAACUGGAUCGAACAUUUAAUCUCUCCUAUUAA
Messenger RNA from Chrysochloris asiatica (Cape golden mole), 399 nucleotides. Its product is annotated as NADH dehydrogenase [ubiquinone] 1 beta subcomplex subunit 4-like. Gene Ontology annotation, cellular component: mitochondrion. The coding region runs from base 1 to 399 and encodes 132 amino acids. The transcript has 2 exons. NCBI's taxonomy places the organism in Eukaryota, Metazoa, Chordata, Mammalia, Afrosoricida, Chrysochloridae. The record is from RefSeq and is a predicted model, not a curated record.